Xenopus laevis (African clawed frog) is the source of this 1751-nucleotide messenger RNA. Its product is annotated as transmembrane 4 L6 family member 5. The transcript has 7 exons. Lineage: Eukaryota; Metazoa; Chordata; Amphibia; Anura; Pipidae. Bases 713 to 1315 code for a protein of 200 amino acids. The record is from RefSeq and is a predicted model, not a curated record.
AGCCCUUAGAAUGACCAAUUCUAAGCAACUUUCCAAUUGGCUUUCGUUAUGUAUUUUUCUUUCGUUUUUUUAACGAUUUACCUUUCUCUUCUGGUUCUUUCAAGCUUUCAAAUGGUGGUCACUGAACCCAUCUACAAAACAAACGCUCUGUUUAAUCUGUCCACAUAAGCAGCACUGGUUUAUUAUAGUAGGAACGCUCAGUAUUUGCUCAGCAGCCUGCUGGAACCUUUAUAUAAACAGGUUAUCUCUCAGCAAACAUGGAAGGAGGGCCCCACCCGGGAAUAUUAUCUGUAUUUGUUAAAUAAAUAGCGGAAUCUGGAUAAACGACAACUUUUGUCACAUUGUGUUUGAAGUCAACUGACAUAAAGGCUGGAUCCGACUUGGCCCAAAGGAUUCAGAUGAAGAGGCCUGGGACUGGCAUGAGUUAAUAUUGUCUGGAUCUGCUGGAGAUCAUUAAUGGCUGAACGCAGUCACACAGCCGCCCCCGUAAUAUCUCUGUGUACCGACAUCAUCAAUAUCCUUUAUUGAUUAGAAUAUAGCGAUGCUCGUGUAACCCUUUCCUGGCACUUAUUGAGGCACGGUUAUAGCUCAGUAUACGCUGGGCCACUAGCACAGCCAUGAUGGUACCUACAAAUGACUCCCGGGAUAGGCCUGGCUAUAAAUCCCAGGAAACACAGGUCUGAAACCAUUCUGUGCUGUUUUUCCUGCCACCAUGUGUACCGGCAAGUGUUCCAAGUUCAUCGGGAUCUCUCUCUUCCCCUUCUCCAUCAUCUGCAUCAUUGCCAACAUCUUACUCCUCUUCCCUGGAUUCGGUGUGGAGGCAAUCCAAGAUGCAGGCAGCAGGAUGACCCCUGAGGUUCUCUACCUUGGGGGGAUCAUUGGAGGGGGCUUCUUGGUUCUGAUUCCUGCCAUUCACAUUCUGGCCACGGGACAAAGGAAAAACUGCUGCAACAAUCGCUGUGGGAUGUUCCUGUCCAUCAUCUUUGCAGCUAUUGGGUUGGUUGGAGCAGUAUAUGCCCUGACUGUGUCUGCCUUUGGAAUGGUCUAUGGGCCUGUCUGUGAGUUCAGGAAUUCUACUGGUGCAUUGGUUUGGGGACAGAUCUUCAAAGACAACAUUAAAAACUUCAGUAAUGAGAGUUACCUCUUCAAUAAGGACCUCUGGCAAUUGUGUGAGAAACCAGAUAAUGUGGCGGUGUUCAACAUUUCUCUCUUUUCCAUCGUCCUGACUGCCAGUGCCAUAGAAAUCAUUCUGUGUGUUGUACAAGUUGUCAACGGCCUCGCCGGCUGCCUCUGUGGCACCUGCCAGAAAAAAUAAAUGAGACUGACAUGCCCCACACCCUAUGGCUUCCCUGAUUUCCUGUGUCCAAAGUUGUCUUCUCCAGAGGCUGGUUCCUUUGAGAGUCUCCACUGCUUCAUGGUCUAUCCCACCAGUUGAUUUGCCAUUUCCUGGGAUGGAGGCAUUGACUUUAUACCUGUACUUGUAUAUAGAUGCAGGGCCACCAUCUGCUGGCAGAAAUGUUGGUACUGCGUGCUUGUGUUUAUGGGGGUCCCCACAUGAUUAACUUUACUCCAAAGUUUCUGAUGGUGGCCCUGCAUAGAUGUCCGUAGGCAGAAUGAAAGGGUGUCCACCCCAGAUGAAGCCACUCUAUAUCUCCCAUGUGAGGGAUGCUGGGAGCUUUGCACUGGUGUACAUAUCAUUUGUAUUUAUAAUUUGUGUAAAUAGCUGUUUCUCAAUAAACCAAAUACAAACA